Messenger RNA from Daphnia pulex (common water flea), 2323 nucleotides. RefSeq names its product negative elongation factor A-like. The transcript has 7 exons. The record is from RefSeq and is a predicted model, not a curated record. NCBI's taxonomy places the organism in Eukaryota, Metazoa, Arthropoda, Branchiopoda, Diplostraca, Daphniidae. The coding region runs from base 158 to 1858 and encodes 566 amino acids. Gene Ontology annotation, biological process: negative regulation of transcription elongation by RNA polymerase II. Gene Ontology annotation, cellular component: NELF complex.
GCCACAGUGACGCUGUCUGCAUCGACAUUUUCUGGCUCACAGUGAAAAAGUUGUAAACAAGUAGUGGGAAAUUGGUUUGUGGGCACUGUUCCGUUCGCUGUAAGAAACCUUGUGUUUGAGAAAAGCAAAGGAAGAAAAAAGAAAAACAGGGCGGAAAAUGGCGUCCAACGUGAGAGACUCAGAUACGUCACUUUGGCUUCAUAAUAAACUUGGUAUCAGCACUGAUUCCUGGGCAGGCGGCUCAAUUUGUUCCCAACUCAAUCCCGAAGUUUUGAAGAACAUUCAAGAAUGCUUUGUCGAGCUGCAAACACAAGUCAAACUCAAAUUUCUACUAUCAUUCUUCCAGUUCUCAAGGAGGAACUUAGAAGAGUGGAAGACAGAGUUGGAAGAAAUUUUGGAAGUGGCUGUUGUUGAUGGUGAUCCGUGGGUAGCCAUGGUUGCUGAAAUCCUCAAAACAUACCCAGCCACCGGAGCCCUCAACAUGGAAAUUGGCUCUGCCACCGAUGAAUACACAAGAAAAAUCUUCAACGAUCUUGCAAAUGAUUUGAGAAAACUUGUGAAAAAGCAUGGAGAAACUGGAAUGCUUCCUUUAGAAUGCCCCUAUUUGAAUAAAACAGCACUGUUCACUGUUGUCGGCCAGCAGUCCCACCCCAUCAAACAUUUCACAUUAAAGAGGAAACCCAAGUCAGCGGCGCUGCGUGCCGAGCUUUUGCAGAAAUCCACCGACGCCCAAAAUAACUUGAAAAAGAAUCCUGCUCCUACGGUACCACUGCGCUCACGAGGAAUUCCAAGGAAGAUGACGGACACGACACCAUUGAAAGGCAUUCCUAGCCGGCACAUUGGAGGAUUCGCUUCGCCACUUUCGCGCGUUGGGACGACGCCCACAAGUGUCGGUGCUCUAGGAUCUUCUCCGUCCGCUGGUCCCAACCGUCCGUCUCCUCGCACGUUAGCUGGCAGAAAAGAUGGCGGUAUCAAAUUGCUGGACAUCAAUGAGCAGCCGAUCGGAUUUGCUCAGGCGAAGAAAAGAAAACGACAACAAGAACUGGAAGCUGCCCAAAAAGCAGCCACCGAAACGACGGCUACCUCUACAAAUCCGGCACAACCGCUUUCGGGCGAAGAAUCAGAGACGGGCAGUGUCCCCGAAACUCCCGAAAAACCUACUCCAACGCCCGACUAUGCAGCUGGCCUUCUUCCGAGCAACCCGCCUCCAACCCCGGCCGCCCCUGUCACUCCACUUGCCUCCACUUCUAUCCCACCUCUUACGCCGUUGAAAGAGCCGCCUAGAAUGGUAGCCGUCCGUCCGCCUACUACUCCUUCAAUCAGUUCUCUACCUCCAGCUUCUCCUGCCCCACCUGCCCAAGUGGUACGCCUUGUCACAGCUCAAACGGCGGCUGCGACACCUGCUGUUGCUACUACGGUGCCCACCGUUUAUCGGUUGGUUCAACCAGCUGCUGCUGCUGGGCAGCCUGUCGCAGUGGCGGCAGCAACUCCCAAUCAACCGGCCGCUCCACCCAAAAAGAGUGUGGCACUCAUGCUCACUCGCGAGCAAAUGCAAGAAGCUCAAGAAAUGUUCAAGAACGCCAACAAAGUCACACGACCGGAGAAAGCCCUUAUCCUCGGAUUCAUGGCAGGCUCUCGGGAAAAUCCUUGUCCACAUCUGGGAAACAUCGUCACCAUCAAGUUGAGCGAGGAUGAGGAGGUUGUGACGGCUACCGACGGUGUCACCACCACCAGGGUCGUCGAGACGCAUUUCCAGAUGAACUAUGCAGCCGGCGAAUGGAAACGCAUCAAGAAAAUGAGGAAAACGGAAGAAACUCCGGCGUCGGUCGCCACCGUCAUGGCCACAGCGACGGGCUGAAUAGGAAACGAAUCUGGUUGCAGUAGAGAGAGAGAGAGAGGGACUUGAAAAUUCUGUGUAAAUAGCAGCAGGAUGGAUGUUACAAGACAGAGGCGAGGAGAAAUGAGUGCGGAUGAGAAAGUAAGCCCUUCCCUCUAUCCCCUACCCACCGCGUUGUUCCGACUGUGGGGCACGGGAUUUAUUUUGUUUUGAUAUAUUUCGGUGCCAAAGUCGAUUCAACUUGUCCCUUCUUUCCAGUUCUGUUUUGCACAUUACUAUUCCUUUCCCUGUUUUUCUUCAUUCCUAUCGAUUCGACUUGACUUUCAGUCCUUAUCCUCUCCGUGUCGCCCGCAUCUCACAAACCAAGCUGAAGCCUUAGAGGCGGCAUACUGUUCAGUAUCUCAGCAUUUGAAAAUUGUUCAUUUUUUUUCUUUCUUUCAAAGUACAGUUUUCUUGUAGUUCUCAUACACACAGAUCCAUGCAUAA